AUGGCUCCGUCCAACGGAUCCCUCAAGGCUCGCCGGCCGCCGGUGCCCUCCAGCAAGCAGAUGCCCAAGCCCGUCAUUCCUGCGAUUCCGCUGCCCUACGUCAAACGCCAGGCUGCGGCCGCAGCAGCAGCAGCUCCCGUGACUGCGACUGUGACUGCGUCGCCCUCGAGCACCAACGUCGAUGACAAUGCCCGCACCAGCACCAGCACCAGCGACAGCGCCCAGAACGGCUCCCUCGAAGUGCAAGCCCCCGAAAUGAAUCAGUCUUCGCCCACGCUGAUCGCGGAUACGCCACGCACCAGCGAGUCCCGUUCGGCGGGCAGCCCAGAUUCAAAGUCUGCUGCCAAGGCCGGGUUACACAAUGCUCGAGACUCGACCAAGGAAGUGGUGAUUGCCAGCAGCAAACCCGUCGCACGACCGAGCCAAGCUACCGGCAAGAACCAGGACUCGACAAACUACGCUGUCCAGCCGACAAAUAUCGAGGCUUCUGCUCCCCAGGUCGCACAAGAAGCCCCCUCCGAAAUGCAACCCAAGUUCCACGACCCUGCCAUGAACGCUGGCCAGGAUGAACACCGACAGAGGCCAGCUCAAUACCCCCCUGUCAAGCUGGUCUCCUCGCAGCCUCCCCCACCUGUGUCUCCGACUCGAUACCAGAUGCCGCCGCCCUUUCAACCGACUCACCGUCCGAUGGGCAUUGUGGCAAACGGAGACAUGUCUCAUGGACCCAGGCCUCCCUUGCCUAACGGACCUCCUCAUAUGCAUCAAGCCCAUGCUAGCAACGGCAGCAUUCACUUUGGGGCCUUUCACGAUUCCCAGAGCUCCUCGCCGGCGCCCCCGCACUCUGGAGGUAUCGCACCACCACCCGGUAUGCCAAUGCCGGAUGGACGGCCGCAUCCCAUGAUGCCUCCCAACGGCAACGGAUUUCCGCCAAUGGUGCCGUAUGGGACCGACAUGAUGCCUGUUGCCAACUUUGAUGGCUAUGGCCGGCCGAUGCCUUUUGCGCCGAUGGACUCGUACCCCCCUUAUGGCAACACGCUGGGACCAUCGACGCCGCAUAGCUACCACGACUCUCAGUCUUCGGCUCACCAGGAGGAGACGGCCAUGUAUAACCAGUACCGCCCGGGAGCGAUGCAUAAUGGCGUUGCGGUUGGGCCUGGUGACGAGGCUCAAGGUCAAAAUCACCAGGGGAGAAUGUUUGGGCUGCCGGACUACCCUCGAAUGAUGCCCACACCCGGCCUGCCUCCUCACAUGGCCCAAGGCGAUAAUGCUGAUGGGUUCAUCGGAUACUUGCAACAGCAAUUCGCGUCUCCUGAGCUGGCCGAUUGCGUCCUUGAACUUCGCUACACCGACGACAGGGCGGCACCUGUGAGGAUUCCCGGUCACCGACUGGUCUUUGCUCGCAGCCUGCAACUCUUCAACCUCUUGCAAAAGCAGAAGCAGAGUGUCCAGACGUCCCCCAACGACCGAUCUCUGCAGACCCUCCUCCUCGAAACGGGUAGCAAGUGGAUCCGCUCGGAUUCGUUCUACAUGGCCGUUCAGCGUCUGUACGGAUUGCCAUUGCUGCACGCUCCUCCUCGGCGAGUUGGCAUGGAGCCGGGCGACGUGACUGCCGCCGGAUCCGUCAAUGAACAGCUUGACUUUGCCAUCUCGUACGCCGCGGCGGGCCACCUUCUCGACUGGACCCCCGUUGUUCGACGCGGCUGUGAGGUCGCCACUCAUCUCCUGACCUGGGAAACUCUGGAGCGGGUGCUGGAGUUUGCACUGGAUGGCUAUAGGGACAAGGGCUCUCACGAUAUCUAUCAGUACGGCAACGGAUCCCAGGUGCUUCUCAAUGCCGUUGUCACCUUUGUGGUUCACAAUUUCCCCUCGCACUUGAAUCUCGACACCGAGGCCGUGGAACCUGUGCCGUAUAGCCGAUUGCCCAUCAGCCCGCCGCCACCGCCGGCCAAAGAUGCCCUCGACAAUGAGAAGCUCUCGCCAGCCGACGAGGGAUCCUCUGUGCAACUUGGAAAGGGACGCCGUCCUCAAAAGCUCAACGGCAUCCAGUUUGGUGACUUGGCCCUUACUGAAGGCAGGAAUUUGGCGGACGCAAACACGCCCAAGGCCACCAGAGCCGCUCAGCCGGCAUCCUUCUCGAUUCUGUCUCGCAUCCUGGUCGAGAUUCCCUUUACCCAGCUGAAGAUGAUACUUGAGUCCUCCGGAUCGGGUAACGUCAAUGGCUGGGCGAAUGCCGAAUCUCGUUACCGCAUUAUCAAGCUUGCCGUCGAGGAGCGUGAGUCGCGCCGCCGCCGAGUCCUGGAUGCCGUCUUGUCCGGCAGGGUUGCCGAUGCGGAAGCGAUCCGAGCAGGCCUCUCCAGUCCCGAGCCGAGGGACUUGGGCUGGUGGACGGCCCUGGGAUGGCAGGAAGAGAUGUUGCCCUACGGCAAUCCGGAUGGUCCAACCUUGGCACGCAAAUGGGUCCCGUUGAUGGACACCCAGAACGGGUCCUUGCUCAACGUGGCCGAGUACCCAUGA
Trichoderma reesei QM6a is the source of this 2514-nucleotide messenger RNA. RefSeq lists its product as uncharacterized. The record is from RefSeq and is a predicted model, not a curated record. Bases 1 to 2514 code for a protein of 837 amino acids. The transcript is spliced from 3 exons. Lineage: Eukaryota; Fungi; Ascomycota; Sordariomycetes; Hypocreales; Hypocreaceae.